Molecule: messenger RNA, 6452 nt
Organism: Pelodiscus sinensis (Chinese soft-shelled turtle)
Lineage: Eukaryota; Metazoa; Chordata; Testudines; Trionychidae
Source: RefSeq, a predicted model, not a curated record
CCAUGUAUGGAAGCAAAAGCAGAAAAGCACAGAUAAGCUGAGACACAGCUAUGCAAACCAUGUUUAGAGACACUUAAAGGACAAGCUCCUUUCUUUCGGGUAAAUUUAGAGAAGCCAUCGUAUGAGGUCCUUUUUCCAUUCAGCCUUGCACACAGCUACUGAGACUUACCAGCGGUGAGUGAAAUCAAUGUAGGAAGACGUUUGGGAGCUGGACACACAGAGCUAUCAUGUUGCGGUUAAGUCAUUCACCUGCUUUUCCUGAAGGCUUUCACCUUUUAAGCAUUGUGACCCUCUUGCUCUGCCAUGUGGACAAAGCCUAUGCAGAAAGUCCGACUGAAGAAGAAGAGCCAAACAAUGCUACAGAUUGUACUGGCACAUAUACUUGCAAAAAAGGUGUCAUUUUACCUAUCUGGGAGCCCCAAGACCCGUCAUUUGGCGAUAAAAUUGCGAGAGCUACUGUCUAUUUUGUAGCCAUGGUGUACAUGUUCCUAGGUGUCUCCAUCAUAGCUGACCGCUUCAUGUCCUCUAUAGAAGUCAUCACGUCCCAAGAGAGGGAGAUUACCAUCAAGAAGCCCAAUGGUGAGACCAGCAAAACCACAGUGAGGAUUUGGAACGAGACUGUGUCCAACCUAACCCUGAUGGCGUUGGGUUCGUCAGCCCCUGAGAUCCUGCUUUCUGUUAUUGAAGUAUGCGGCCAUGGCUUCCAUGCAGGGGAUCUGGGCCCGAGCACCAUCGUGGGAAGUGCUGCCUUUAACAUGUUCAUCAUAAUCGCGAUCUGUGUCUAUGUGGUGCCGGAUGGAGAAAUAAGGAAGAUUAAGCACCUGCGAGUGUUUUUUGUGACGGCAGCAUGGAGCAUCUUUGCCUACACUUGGCUUUACCUUAUUUUAUCUGUCAUAUCACCUGGGGUUGUGGAGGUCUGGGAGAGCUUGCUCACUUUCUUCUUCUUUCCCAUUUGUGUGGUGUUUGCCUGGGUGGCAGACCGAAGGCUUUUAUUUUACAAGUAUGUCUACAAGAAGUACAGGGCUGGCAAACAGCGUGGCAUGAUCAUUGAGCAUGAGGGCGACAGACCGUCAUCCAAAGCUGACAUUGAAAUGGACGGCAAAGUGGUUAACUCCCAUGUGGAGAACUUCUUAGAUGGCACGCUGGUUCUGGAGGCGGAAGAGAAGGACCAAGAUGACGAGGAAGCCCGGAGGGAAAUGGCUAGAAUCCUGAAGGAGCUGAAGCAGAAGCACCCUGACAAAGAAAUCGAACAACUGAUUGAGCUAGCUAAUUACCAGGUUCUGAGCCAGCAGCAAAAGAGCCGAGCCUUUUAUCGCAUUCAGGCCACCCGGCUGAUGACGGGCGCUGGCAACAUUUUGAAGAGACAUGCCGCGGAUCAGGCCCGGAAAGCUGUCAGCAUGCAUGAGGUCAACUGUGAAGUGGUGGAAAAUGACCCCGUCAGUAAGAUCUACUUCGAGCAGAGCACCUACCAGUGUCUGGAGAACUGCGGCACGGUAGCUUUGACCGUCGUCCGCCGAGGUGGCGACUUGGUCCACGUUGUGCACGUUGACUUCAGAACAGAAGAUGGCACAGCCAACGCAGGGUCUGAUUACGAGUUUACUGAGGGAACAGUGGUCUUCAAGCCAGGCGAGACACAGAAAGAAAUCCGUGUUGGCAUCAUUGACGACGAUAUCUUUGAGGAGGAUGAGAACUUCCUGGUUCACCUCAGCAAUGUGAAAGUGAGCACAGAGGGGCUGGAUGAAGGCAUUCUGAAGGCCAAUCUCGUCCCUACGCUUGCCUGUCUGGGGUCGCCCUCCACUGCCACCGUUACCAUCUUUGAUGACGACCAUGCAGGAAUCUUCACCUUUGAGGAGCCAGUCACGCACGUGAGCGAGAGCAUUGGCACCAUGGACGUGAAAGUGCUGCGGACAUCCGGCGCACGAGGAAAUGUUAUCGUGCCCUACAAAACCAUCGAAGGCUCGGCCAGAGGAGGCGGAGAGGACUUUGAAGAUACUUGUGGAGAGCUUGAGUUCCAGAACGACGAGAUUGUCAAAACCAUAUCAGUCAAAAUAAUUGAUGAUGAGGAGUAUGAGAAAAACAAGACCUUCUACCUUGAGAUUGGGGAGCCCCGGCUGGUGGAGAUGAGUGAGAAGAAAGCCCUGUUGUUGAAUGAGCUUGGUGGCUUCACAAUAACAGGGAAACAUCUGAAUGGCAAACCUGUCUUCAGGAAGGUCCAUGCUAGAGAGCAUCCAAUUCCCUCUACUGUAAUCAGCAUUCAAGAGGAGAAUGAAGAGAAACAGCCACUGACGAGCAAAGAGGAGGAAGAGCGCCGCAUUGCAGAAAUGGGACGCCCAGUGCUGGGAGAACACACCAAACUAGAAGUCAUUAUUGAAGAAUCCUAUGAGUUCAAGAAUACUGUUGACAAGCUCAUUAAGAAGACAAACCUAGCCCUUGUGGUUGGAACCAACAGCUGGAGAGAACAGUUCAUUGAAGCUAUCACAGUCAGCGCUGGUGAGGAUGACGACGAUGAGGAAUGUGGGGAAGAGAAGCUGCCCUCCUGCUUCGAUUAUGUGAUGCACUUUCUGACUGUCUUCUGGAAGGUCCUUUUCGCCUUCGUUCCCCCGACAGAUUACUGGAAUGGUUGGGCCUGCUUCGUUGUCUCCAUCCUAAUGAUUGGCUUACUGACGGCUUUCAUCGGGGAUUUGGCAUCCCACUUUGGCUGCACCAUUGGCCUGAAGGAUUCAGUGACUGCAGUUGUGUUUGUUGCACUGGGAACUUCAGUGCCAGACACUUUUGCCAGCAAAGUGGCAGCUACUCAGGAUCAAUAUGCUGAUGCCUCCAUCGGGAACGUCACUGGGAGCAAUGCCGUGAAUGUUUUCCUGGGGAUCGGCGUGGCCUGGUCCAUUGCCGCCAUCUACCAUGCAGCAAACGGGGAGGUGUUCCGUGUCUCCCCUGGCACCUUGGCUUUCUCUGUCACCCUCUUCACCAUUUUUGCUUUUAUAAAUGUGGGCGUCCUGCUUUAUCGGCGGAGACCUGAGAUUGGAGGUGAGCUGGGCGGGCCACGGACUGCCAAGCUUCUGACAUCAUCCCUGUUUGUGCUCCUUUGGCUCUUGUACAUAUUGUUCUCAUCUCUGGAAGCCUACUGCCACAUAAAGGGCUUCUAAAGGAACCCUCAGAGAUAGUAAAUAUAUUGCUAGAGAUCUAUAUGUAUCUAUAUAGAAAGCUAUAUAGGUAUAGAUAGAGAUACAACAUUGUGUAUAAUGAACAGAGGAGAAAGAAAAGACAUUUGCCAUGUUCACUUACCUGCUGAUGGAAUGCAGCUUGCAGCAUUCUUUGUACUAGGUAGGAGUAAGAACUCAGCAAGAUUCCUAACCAGGGGUUGCAGCAUAUUAAUGAAGGCACGGAUGCAGAGCCAUCUUUGCAACACUACCUACAAGAGCAUAUGAUACUGACUUUAUUGUUGCUCCCAUUGUGCCCCCCAGGGAGGAUUGAUCUGAAUGUAAUCUGGGCUUUCCAGUAAUGACGGAGCCAGAAUAGCUGUUAAGAAGUCAAGUUGUGGAGGGAAGGUGAGAUACAGGGGACUUCAUGACUUUCUUACAAAAAUCUAUUGGCCUUCAUAUACUGAGGACAUGCAGAUCUGUCCCCUCUGAAAACAAGUCUGGACUGAGGAAGAAAGUUCAGGGAUUCAAGAGCUUUCUUCCAAUAGGAUGGAAACCCCACUGCUGUUCUUGCUUGAUGCCCCAUUUAUUAUUCAGUUGUUAGAGUGUUGACCUGUUGAGAGUCACAAGAACAGUGUGAGCUUUUUCCUUAAUUUUUUGGCUGUGUUAUGAUCAGCAUGCCGUCCCCCCCACACCUUAUCAACAAAAUUAGUGAGCCUGCCCUCCCUACCCAACCCAUGGUGUGCCUUGCAGGCAUCUGCCCAAACCCUUUGUCUCAAGUCUCUAUUUUCAUUCUGACAAUCUUGUGAGUUUUACUUUUGUUGCCACCCAUUCCCUGCCCAGCCUCUAGUGCAUUGCUCUUGUCUCCUAUUCCUGUUUAGGAAUGCUGUUGUGGUACUUGUAACACUUUGCAUGAAUGAAGUAACCCAUAUUUGUAUAUAGCAUUGUAUAGCAAUAGUCCAUUCAGCAAUGUGGAUCAGAUGCUGAAGAAGUGAGUGAGUUUUCUUUUCACUCAGGUUUGGGUUUGGUUUUUUUUCUCAAUGGGAUAAGGGAAAGUGGCUAACCUUUUAGCACUCUACACAGAGGUUUUUAAGAAGCAAUAACAAAGAAUUGUGCAGCUAUAGAUGCUAAUGGGAAGAAUCUGUGCAAAAUGUGUUAUAUAUGCUUAUAGAGUGAAAUCCUGGCUCUAUUAAGUCAAUGGCAAAAUUCCCAUUGACUUCAGAGGGGCAGGGAUUUACCCAUAUGGGAUGGUCCAGGACUCACUGAUGUCAAUACAAAUACUUUCAUUGACUUUUGUAGGUUCUGCAUCAGGUCUAUAAAGUUUAAAAUAUCAUUUGAAGGGCCAGAGCCUGCCACCUUUGCUCAUGCGGUGCAGCACCUGGUGCUGGACACUGUCGGUAGACAGGAUACUGGGUUAGAUGGACCUUUGGUCUGACCCAGUAUGGCUGUUCUUAUGUUCUUAUGUUCUAACUUUGCCCCACGACUAGUUGCUUUGAACACAGUCAGGUUAAGUACCAGUCAUCCAGGGCAUGAGUGGCAGCCUCAGUCCCUGAAUAAACAAGCCAUGCCUGGGUUGUGUAAGCAUCAGUUUUUCCCAGUGCCUAUUUUACAUCUUCUCUGGCUGCAUUAGAUAGCAGAUAUCUUUGGUGUUUGCAAGAAGCAGCUGUAGAACCCCCAGGCUCAAUUUCUGUUCUCCUGGUCACCAUCUCUCAUGGGUAGCUUCAGCCCUAACAUUAAUGUGUGAACAUUAAGCCAAAGGCGAUUGACAGGACUUUUCAACUGCAUCUCCUCUGGGGCAGCUUGAGGACUGAAGAAGUCAAUGAUGAGGUUGGAGGAAUGUAACUUCUCCAAGAUCCCAAUGGUCAAAGCAUUCCCACCAGAUAUCAGGGUGAAUCUUGCAUUGUCCAGCAGCAAUUGCAUUUAACACUAGACAUUACUAUCCUGGGGUGCACCAACAGUGUGCUCGGCUCUGUACAGUGCAUGGGUGGCAAGACAGUCCCCACCCUGGCGGUGUUGUGGUGUCAAAAGCAGGCAUUAUCAGCGUCCCUAGAGGAAGAAGCCAUGCUAGCUGAUCUGGUUUUUCCUUCAUUAUCUUGCACUGUGUGACUCUUUCAUUUUCCAUGUGUGUUCCCCUUGGAAGCAAUGGCUCUGUAGAAGGGAUUGGAACCAGGAGAAGGUGGGGUCUGACGCAUUGGGACUGAGGGGGCAUUUUAUGCAUACUUGGCCUCAGGGAAGGAGCUGUUGGAAGAAAUGGAGGGAGGGGAGCCAUGGCUGGCAGUGCUCGCAGAGCAAAAGGGUCAGUGGGGCUGCAAGGGGGUAGUCCGGAUCCCAGAGCUAGGCCAAGACCGAGUUCAGCAGAGCCCUGAAGCUGAGGACAGGAAGGUCUGAAUUCAUGACAAUGGGUAAGGAACGGUGAAUUCAGGACAAGGCAGAGGGUAUCAGGUGGGAUGCCAGCCACAUAUUGAGUUUGAAUCUUAGGCCCUGAUCCUGCAAAGGGAUCUGCCCACAUGGACUCUCAACCCAUAGGCUGUCAUAUGAGGCAUGGUCAUUUAGCAGGAGAAUCUGCUAUGCCAGUCCAUGGGUACACAGUGUUGGAGCUGGGGAGUCUAAGACCCUCCCUUGGGCUGCAUGAGUCAGGGUCCUGAAGAAUUGCUGUCCCUUUGCUCUGAGAAGCACAGGCACACCCCCUCCAGGAGUGCACAGUGCCCCUAAGGGAGCAGGAAGGAGGCAGGUGAUGGCUUUACCUCCUAACCCCACAUAUGUCUGAUGGUAUCAUCCCUCGGUAUUAAAGUGUCCAGGCAGGACCAGUCCCAGCCCUUGUGACUGAGCACACCACACAGGUGCAUUCAAGAGCACGGGUCAUUUCUGCACAGAGCCGAUGACAAUUUCAUGGCCCAUGUCACCACUCUGUAAGAGCCCGACAUUUAUAUUUACGCUGAGAGGUCACCUGCACGAGUCACCCCAUGGAUUUCAGUGGGCAGUGCUGUGCAGCAAGAGGCGACUAGCAUGACCAAUGAGAAGCAAGAAGAAGUUUGGGAUGACAACCAUGGUCUUAGCGGCCUUUCUACCUUCCAUUUGAUUCCCCUAAGCUCAACAUAGUAAAGAUACUUUGAUACAGUCAUAUUUAAAAACAAAUGCUUCUAUACAACUGGCUCAAAUCCUUAGCUGAUGCGAAUCGGCAUCUCCAUGGGCCCCCAAGGAGUGAUGUCCAUUCACAUCAGAGGAGAAACUUUCCUUUUACAUUAUGAAUGAAGUAUCUAAGAGGGAAACUGCAGGGAUACUACUUGCAUUAGCAUUACUAGAUUUUUCAAUUCC